GAGUGUUUAGGUACUUUUGAGUCAUUUCGAACAAAAGAAGAAGAAACAUGGCAAAAGUAUCAUUUCGAGUGGAACUGCUAUUGGAGGCGAAAUUAUUUCUCAUUAUUUGCUUUUAUUUCUUCAUCUCUAUCUGAAAAGCAUGUCGGCUUUAGUGAUGCAAAUAUAUGUCUGAAAAGCACGACUGCUUUAGUGAUGAAGAGACAUUGAAGACAAGAAGUGAAUUUGAGAAAUAAGAGACGGAUGAUGUUGGUGGAAGGAUUCGAAGAAGGGCAAAAACAUCAUUUCAAAGGCGAGUGCUAUGCGGAGUCAAGGAUAAGGGCCGCUAGCUUUGUUUCAAAGGAAAGCUAAAUGGGUUGCAUAUAACUGGUGGCAUGUAACAUUUUGAUGGGGGCCUCUAUCAAUUCCCAUUCCUACACAAACCAGAGAUUCAGAGAGGAUUAGCUUUUAUUUCUUUUCCUCUCCCUGGAACUAAUGGAGGCUGCUUCUGUGAGAAUAGGUUGAUGAAGUUCUUGCUUAUUUUAUAGAAAUUGGAGAAUGAAUUACCGAAUUGAGAUACAGAGAACACAAACUCGUGGUUGAAUCACCUAUUUUGGAAGAAUAAAUGGGUAUGUGAUGUUCUGGGUUUACAAGUUAGGGUUUUGUUUGAUCUGGAUUUGGAAUUCAGAAGUUGAUGGUUUGAAAUGGUGAUGAUUGAAGAGAUGAUUCAGAUUAUGAGAAGGGUUUUGAUGUCCUUCUGGUUUCGUUAUGAGCAAGAUACAAGAUAAAGAUGAGUACGAGUGGUAUUUGAAAUCAGAUUGGAAUUAGAUUUGUUGUUGCCUGAGAAGAAACAGAAAUUAGGGUUUCUCUGGAGUAAAUGAGAUGAUUCUGAUAGUUAAGCUCAGGGAAGAAAUGUUUUUUUACAGGAUUUGGUUGUGUUGAAAUUCAUGGAAGAUUGAAGUGGUUUUGGAAGAUGUCGAUUUCCUGAUGGUUUCAGUUGAGGAACAAGGGCAGAAGAGAUGUAGUUGCUGCUUUUCGACUGGUGUUGGGAGCUGAUGCUGCUACAAUGGCUAGGCAGAGAGUUGGUGCUGCUUUUCGACUGGUGUUGAAAUCGAAGAAGAUUUCUCUCGUUGAGGUUUUGGGCUCAAUCCAAGACAUUAUUUCUUCCUACUUUCAAUUGAAGGAUGAAACGUCAGGUGGAUUUGGGUUUGGAGUGAGAAGUUCUCCUUCUCACUAUAAUAGUUCAUGAAAUGCUGGAUUCAUUGGAUGAUGCUUUUAAUCAACUCUCGGUUACCUCAUUGGAUACUUUCAGGAGUUUGAAGCGUAGCUUGUUUAGUAUUCUUGAUGUUUUAGAUGCAGAGACAUCUACAGAGAUGAAGUUAAUUCGUCAUUUACGUUUCCAACAUAUUAAUGAGUGCUCAAAAGACAAGUAUGAUGACAGGGAAGAAUCGACUGCAGCUAUGCGUAACUGGAUGGCAUCUUUAAGGAUGGUGCUUGGUAAACUAAAUGAUGCAAUAGAUGAUAUUAAAAGCACUACUUCAACUGAUUUGCAAAGGGAAGGUAAUCAAUCCCUUUCUGAUUUAAGUAUUACAUCCUUGGUUGAUACAUUGCGUGCUACUAUUAAUAAUCAACCUUUGGAUCCACACAAAGAUAUAAGGAAACUACUUAGGUCUACACAUUCUUAUAUCCUUCACCGGCCAGAGGAUGAAAAUGCAGUAAUAGAAUUAUUGUUGGAACCCUUGGUGAAUGUUGGUAUUAUUCCAAUUGUUGGUGAUGCUGGAUGCGGUAAAUCUAUUCUUGCUAAACUUGUGUAUGAUAACCAAAGGGUUAAAGACCACUUUGAUUUGAUAAUGUGGGUUUCGUUUUCUGAUUCUUAUCCCAACGUACUGAAGUUUUCACAACGUCUCAUUGAUUCUGUUUCUAACAGUCUACCAAAAAAUCAGGAGAAAAAAUUUAGAAAGAAACUAAAAGGGGUAAGAAAAGCAUCGGCAACUUCCGAAUUUAAUAAUCUUCAAACAAUACUCGGAGAGUUGCUUUCUAAGAGAAAAUUUCUGCUUGUUUUAGAUGGCGUGUCAACUGAAUUUUGUUGUGAUUGGAAUGUGUUAAGGAUGUCUCUAUCCGCGGGGGUAAACUCAAGUAAAAUUUUACUUACUACUCGGAGCUCCAAAGUUGCUUCACUGUUGGGGACAGUCCAACCCUACUAUCCAUUACCUCUGAGUUACAAAGACUGUUGCUCCUUGUUUAACUAUUUUGCAAAUGGGUAUACCAGAGAUGGCACCACUGCUUCUCUUCCUCCUCCUAUGGAACUAUUACACCGUUUUCAGGAUAUGGUGAGGUUGUUUAAAGGUUUUCCCUCUGUAGUAGCAGGAGCUGGUAUUCUAGUAGCAGCUUGUAUGGAAGAUACAGUCAAGCUUCAGAUAUUAGAGGCCAUGCGGUCAAAUGAACUUUUAACUGUUCCAUUUACUCCAGAUCUGUUGUGGGCUUAUCAUGGUUUGUCGUCCACGCAUCUGAAGCAGUGCUUUGCAUACUGUGCGUUGUUCCCUAAACUGCACUUGUUUGAGAGGCGCAAACUCAUAUUGUUAUGGAUGGCAGAAGGUUUCCUUAGACCUAAAGAUGGGAUGAGGAUGGAAGAUGUAGGAUUUGUCUACUUUGCAGAACUUCUUGAUAAAUCUUUCUUGCAAUCUAAGGAGCACAACUUUGGUGAGUCAUUUUACUGCAUGCCCGAGCAUGUUUAUAGUUUGGCGGAAUAUAUUUUAUUCUCUGGUGAUGGAUAUAUUAAGUUGAGCACAAACAAUAAGAGAGCAUCAGCGCCAUCCAAUGUCUCCGAAUAUGCUCGAUAUUCUUCAUUUUGGCAUGUGACUGUGAAUCAGCAAAUAGUUGGGGUUGAGGCUAUCUACAAGAGCAUGGGGUUAAACACGCUUCUACUGUUUAACACUCGUAUUGGGGAGUUUCUCGCAAUCUAUUUCUAAACUUGACCCGGGUACGUGUUUUGGACUUAUGUAAUGCUGGUCUUUCAGAAUUGCCCGAUUCCAUCUGCAACAUGACACAUUUGAGGUUCCUUGAUCUUUCUAAGAAUGACAUUAACCAAUUACCUGCAAAGCUGAGUAUGCUUCGCAACCUCCAAACAUUGAUAAUUGAUAGCAAUGUGAAGGUGUUACAGUUCCCCGCAGGCAUGGAGAAAGUACCUAACCUCCGUCAUCUGGAUUUGGGCAGUCGUCAACCAUUUGUGAGGCCACCAGGGAUUGAACAACUGACUAACCUUCAAACACUGCGGACAAUUGCUGUGGUUGGGUAUUAUCGUGAUGAAGUUUGGAGGACUGGAGUACUGAGAGAGUUGGUGAACCUUCAGGAAUUGCGGGUUACCAUCAAGCUUGGAAAUCUGGAUGCCAAGGAAAAAGAGACUAAUAAUCAAGGCAUUCUUAUGAAUAUGAAAAAUCUCCGGAAGCUGGAGCUCUUCUGGCAUCCAAUGAAAAUCGAAAAUGCAGAUAACUUACUUGCAAGUUUCAAGCCUCCCACAAAUGUGAAACAUCUGGUGCUAGAUUCUUGUGGUGGAAUCCAGUUCCCAGAUUGGCUGGGCAAUCCUUCUCAAAUCUUGAGAUUGUCGUGGUGUGUGGACGCUAUUCUUGUGAGUUCCUUCUCUUGGACAACUUUCAUUUCUUAAAUAUCUUCGGUUAGAAGAAAUGAAUACGCUCAAAUAUAUCAACAGUCGAUUUUGUGGCGACAGUUUGGCUAAUGAGAGGUUUCCAUCACUGAAAACCUUAGAACUUGUAUCAUUGUCUCACCUGGAGAGCUGGACUGAUUUGCAUGAUGGUGACAUGCCUCUUCUCCAAGAACUACAUAUUGUUGGUUGUCAAAUGCUAAGCUCUCUCCCAACUCUCAAAUUUCUUGGUUCUCUCCAAAAGUUGCACAUUGAGUAUUGUCAGAAGCUUCAAGCCUUUCCAGAUGAAAAACCACCCAUUACACUUAAUUAUCUUGCGUUUAAACUGCCCCUUAUUGCUCGAAUCAUGCAAGGAUGAGAAGUAUAAAGAUUGGGGAAAGAUGCUCAAGACUGCCGAAGAAAUGGAACAUCUCCAAUGAGCUGAUAAAGUUUCAUACCAUCAGUGGUGUAAUCAGAAAGGCCGGAUACACUUGAAAGUUGUGAAAUCCGCAGCGGAGGGUAUUUUUUCUGCCAAUGUCGACACUCUCAGCUUCUCUCUCUCUUGGACUUGUUUGCCGUUUCAAAUUUGACUCCCAAUUCCCUUAGGGACCAUAUUAUCGACUCUCUUUUCUUUCUUCUUUUAUUGGCCAAGACUUUCUAUAAAUUCCUCUUUGCUUUCGGAAGAUAUUGUAAUUUACUUCAUCCAAUUUUCAUCUUUAUAAUGGUACGACUCAUCGGCAUGAGACAUUAGACAUCUUAUCUGUAUUUUAUGUUUUUGUUUGUCAGUGUAGAUGUGAUUUGCUCA
Messenger RNA from Papaver somniferum (opium poppy), 4418 nucleotides. Its product is annotated as putative disease resistance protein RGA3. The transcript is spliced from 3 exons. The coding region runs from base 1227 to 2945 and encodes 572 amino acids. Gene Ontology annotation, molecular function: ADP binding. NCBI's taxonomy places the organism in Eukaryota, Viridiplantae, Streptophyta, Magnoliopsida, Ranunculales, Papaveraceae. The record is from RefSeq and is a predicted model, not a curated record. Gene Ontology annotation, biological process: defense response to other organism.